AUGCCUAUCUAUGAAAAGCCGGCUCGCCCUCUGACCUGGCUGAUCACCGGCUCCUCCUCGGGUCUCGGCCUCGCGCUUACGCGCGUAGUCCAAGCCCAAGGCCACACCGUCAUCGCAACUUCGCGAGACCCUUCCAAGGUCCCGGAGUUGGUGGCUGAAGUCGAAAGCCACGGUGGUGAAUGGUACCCUCUGGAUGUCACCAGUGCGUCAUCCACCGCAUCCUUGAUGGAAACCCUCGCUUCCAAGGGCAAGCAGAUCGACGUGCUCGUGAACAAUGCAGGCACAGUUGCCUUUGGCGUCAUGGAGCAGCAUGACGAUGAAGAUCUCCGGGCGCAAAUGGAGCUCCUGUAUAUCGGGCCCAACAGGCUGAUUCGUGCUGUUCUUCCGUCUAUGCGCAAGCAGCGGUUCGGAAGUAUCAUCAACAUUAGCUCUGGCGCUGCAUUGGAGGGUUAUGAGAGUAUGGGCGCGUAUGCUGCGGCGAAGGCAGCGUUGGACGCCUCGAGUCGGGUUCUGGCGAAAGAAGUCGCGCCCUGCAAUGUACGCCUUUUGACUGUGUGCAUUGGUACUUUCAUGUCGAACAUUGGGAGUGUUUCUCUUGUGCCUCGACGCCCAUUGCCCGAGGAUUACAAGGGCUCUGUCGGUGAUGCUUUGCUCAAGACCAUCCAGGACGGGAGAUACGCGGAGAUUGUGAAUAGCGACAAGGACAAAGCGGCCAAGGCGAUAUAUGACGUUGCCAUGGGUGAAGGCGCCGGGGCUGGUUGUGGUGACGAGCGAUUCAUGAUGCUGGGCAAGGAUAUGAUCAAGCGCGUCGGUGGGGCGCGCGACCAGUAUGCCCAUGCCUUGGAUGUAUUUGAAGAGAUCAGUGCAAGUGUCGCCAUUGCGGACAAGGCUUAA
Molecule: messenger RNA, 894 nt
Organism: Penicillium chermesinum
Lineage: Eukaryota; Fungi; Ascomycota; Eurotiomycetes; Eurotiales; Aspergillaceae
Exons: 2
Coding region: 1-894 (297 amino acids)
Source: RefSeq, a predicted model, not a curated record